Messenger RNA from Eucalyptus grandis, 1451 nucleotides. RefSeq names its product ubiquinone biosynthesis protein COQ9-B, mitochondrial. The coding region runs from base 73 to 1071 and encodes 332 amino acids. Gene Ontology annotation, cellular component: mitochondrial inner membrane. The record is from RefSeq and is a predicted model, not a curated record. Gene Ontology annotation, molecular function: lipid binding. NCBI's taxonomy places the organism in Eukaryota, Viridiplantae, Streptophyta, Magnoliopsida, Myrtales, Myrtaceae. The transcript is spliced from 6 exons. Gene Ontology annotation, biological process: ubiquinone biosynthetic process.
ACGGAAAAUGAAAUAACGGACGGCGCUCGGUGAAAAUCCCGUCCUCUUCCGCACCGCGAAACCGGCGAAGCGAUGUACCGAGCGGCGGCGAAGGCGGCGGCGGCGGCGGCGGCGCUCCUCCGCGGGGCGGGGGACGCCGCCAUCCGCCGCAAUGCGCGCGUUCCAUCGCCCCUCCUUCGGGCCGGCAUCGGCGGCCGCCCUCGCUUCUCCACCUCGGUGGACGCCCACCAAUCGUCGCCGGGUCAGAGCCCUAACGAACACCAGAGCCACCAGCACGCGAGACCGGGAACUCCGUAUUACGUGGACUCCACCGGGCCGUCGUCGUCGUCGGCGGCGGAGGCCGCGGCGGCAUCGGCGUCGUCGUCGUCGUCGUCGUCGGCGGCCGAGGAAGCUCGGCGCCGCCAGAGGAGCAGUCCGUUGGGGGAUUAUCGGGAGGAGCAGCGCCGCGUGCUUCAGGCCUCUCUCCGACACGUGAAAACGUUGGGAUGGUCUGAAGCAGCCAUGAUUGCUGGGGCGAGGGAUGUUGGUCUGUCGCCUUCAAUAGUUGGAUCUUUCCCAAGGAAAGGAGCUGCAUUGGUCGAGUAUUUCAUGGAUGAUUGCUUGCAAAGGCUUAUUGACUGCAUCGACUCUGGAGAUGAAUUAAAUCAGUUGAUUCCUAGUGAGAGGAUUUCCAGAGUCAUUAGGAUUCGCCUAGAAAUGCAAAUUCCUUAUAUAUCAAAAUGGGCUGAAGCUCUUGCCAUUCAGGCACAGCCAUUGAAUGCUCCAACUAGUCUUAAGCAGCGGGCAAUGUUGGUAGAUGAGAUAUGCCAUGCUGCCGGGGAUGACUCCUCUGAUAUUGAUUGGUAUGUAAAGCGCACUGUUGUUGGAGGCAUAUAUUCAACUUCUGAGGUGUAUAUGCUGACUGAUAGCUCCCCAGAGUUUCGUGACACAUGGGCAUUUGUGGACAAUCGAGUGAAAGAUGUUUUUGACUUGAAAAAAUCCUUCCGAGAGGUGACACAUUUGGCAGAGGCUGUCGGUGCGGGAGUGGGAAGUUCCUUGCAAGGAUUUGUUAGGGGAGUUAUGCAGAGAUGAUAUUCUGUGCAUCAUGGCUUGAACAAAUUCCUUCUGAUGCUGAGAGCCCAAGAACUAGUGGUUGGCCUGGUCUGUAUUGUCCGCGUGCCCAUCUCCUCGAGGCCAUCUUCAUCAUUUCAGCAUGGAAGCCAUCCUAGGAGAAUAUGCAGGUCGCAUAUAUGGAGUUUUUUGACUGCUCAAAUUUGUUCUUUUUAUGCUUUUUGCUUGUCCACCCUUUUCCUUCACUUUGCUAAUAGUCGCAACGACAGUGUUACGAUUAUUUAAAGCUUUCUUGUUUCGUUGAGUAGGGGAAAUCACAGGCUUGUUGGACACUGAUGCAUCAAUAAGGCCGCUUAUGGGCAAUGAUUAGAGUUAUUGGUAAUAGGAGCCUGUUUGGUAUA